CUCCUUUGGUUUUAUUUCAGCUUGCCGGUAAAUAAGGUUUUGUUAUGUGCAACAACAGAAAACAACAGUUGUACUGCAGGAGAGAGGAGGAGUAGCAGGAGGAGGUGGCCACACCACACCACUCUUACUUGGCCACCACCAACUUUCUUACGCCGUCCUGCCGCCAUGUUGCCACGUCUUCCUUGGCUCAGGCGGCGGUGCUGUCCGAGCGUAAGAGGAGGUUACAGCUUCUGCCGAUCACAGAACUGUAUUCGAUUUGUCUGAACACACCGAGGCGCCUUGCCAGGUUGUGAAUGUUAUAAAGUACCAAGCUGACUUACAGAGAGGCUGCGAACAAAACCGGAACCUGUAAGGUGGAUUUCCAGGCUCAGGCAGACAGGUGCAGCAUUAGUGCAUCUGUUUCUCCUUAUAUGGAGACGAGCAGCUGGGCCUCGGAAGAGUACAGCUUCCCGCGUGCAGGUCAAAGGCAAGGGCGCGGCUGAUGCGAUACAGCAGAAUCAGGAGGUGUGGGGAGCGACCUCGUCCAAGGCUGAGAGUGCGGCAGAAGCGGCGGCGGUCCGUUACCUUACGGUGUCAGCUGCCACAACGGGUCUCAGCGCGCCGCCCCGCGCGCCGCGCCACCCAGUCAGCAGUGGGUUAGUGGUGGCUUCCCUCGCCUCCACCGCUGGGAGGGAGCACCCGGCUUCUGGUACUGUUGCUUCGGCUGCCGCUAGUGAGGUGCGGGCCAGCCUGACGCUGGAGGGCCGCAGCAACCUAGCGGGAGGCGCGCCAGCAAGUGAAACUUGCCGGCCCAUCGGCAGACGCGAGGUGGCGGGUUUUCCCUUUUAGUAUCGGCCCGUAUGUAGGUCAGCUUAGUUUCGCUUUUACAGUGGUAUGCGAUGGUCGGGUCUGCUGCGAGCGUGUGUGAGGCGCGCCCCUGCCCGUGACCACCACGGCCCUCUCUCUGACUUCAGUACCUUCUGGUGCAGUGUGGUGAGCCAGUCGGAGCAGUGUUCAAGUGUACAUACAGUGUAACUCCUUGUCACUGAUGCAAACAGUCACUUGCAGUGUUGUAGUUCAAGCCUUUGCGUUGCGAGCGGAUUACUGUGUGACCUGAGAUUACAGUCUACACAAGUGACUCCUCGCACGGCCCCAGCACACAACAUACUCAAGGUGUGGAGGAGCCGAGCCUAACCACGAGUCUCCACUAUCCCUUAGGAUCCCUGGACGCCUCAGCCCCAGGAACGUGGACGACCGCCAUCAUGGAUGUCAGUCCGUCUAUCCACGACCACUUCAAGGCUGACCUGUUCGACCUGGUGUCGUGCACAGAGUACGACCUGAACGGCGCCGCCCUGGUGCCGGAGUGUUGGCAGCUGGAUGACCUAGUGACCCGCAAUAUUAAUAACAACAAUAACAACAAUAACAACGGAGUGGGCGUCGACGUGAUGACACCCUCUUGGUCUUACGGCACCUACCCAGAGCCGCCUUCCUCCACGCCUACCUCAAUGGGCGUGUUGCCACACGACAAGGAGAAGGACACCAGCGACAAGAUGUGGGGAGGAGGCGGCGGUGGCGGCGGCGGCGGCGGCGGCACCACCGAGAAGGUGGUGAACAGCGCCACCGGGAACACCAUCAUCAUUACCUUCCCCACCGCGGAGGGCCGCGCCCCUGACGCUCCUGAGGGCGCCUACAAUCCCUCCCCGCCCAUGGUGGAGCCAAACAACCUGGAGCUUUUCAACUCCAUCCUCAACGAGAAGCCCUAUGACGGCCUGGUGUCCCACAACCACCGCUCCCCGGCAUCCGACUGCGUCUCCUACGUCAGCGCCUGCUCGGGGUACAGUGACUCAGGGAUAUCCACGUCCCUGGAGGACACGGCUUCUCCCAACGAGGGCGGCCACGACCACGUCGACUUUGAGCGACUGGUAGACUCUGCCGUAGACUCCCUCGUGUAUUCCCCCGGGGCCACCGCCCUAGCCCCCGUGGAGGAUGCUCAGGCCAUGGAGGGCGUCAACGCGACAUACAUGACCCCGGGACCAAUGCCUUACUCCACCACCGUCACGCAGAGCAGUGACGUGUCCUCCAUCCUGGAGGGGGCGCUGCGCGGCACUGUGCGUCGGCCGGGCGGUCCUACGCAGCUGCCGCCAAUCAACAAGAUCUCCGAAGCUAAGACGCUCACCCUCAUGUCGAACAUGACACCCCUGCCGCCCCUCACCUCAGCCUUCAAGGCGGAGCAGCUAAAUGGCGUGGGGGGCUCCACUCAGAUCAGCAGCAGUAAUGGCAUGUAUGUGACGACGGGCUACGACUAUCACCCGACGCCCACCGAGGAGUACACCAGCCUGGACGCCUCCUUCACCAAGCUGUCCACGGCCACCACGCCCAAGCCAGACCAGUCAGACCAGAAGCCCAAGAAGCGCAAGUACACCAAACGUGCGGCGGGCGAGGAGCCCACAGUGAAGGGUCGCCUGCUGCACUUCUGCCACAUCUGCAGCAAGGGAUUCAAAGACAAAUACAGCGUCAAUGUUCACAUCCGCACCCACACGGGGGAGAAGCCCUUCACCUGCGAGCUGUGCGGCAAGUGUUUCCGGCAGAAGGCCCACCUGGCCAAACACGUCCAGAUCCACAGCGCACCAAAGCCGCCCGGGAAGAGGUGAGCGCCGCGGCUCGCGCCCCGCCAACACUCCCCAAGUCCCGGGCAGCGCUGGGCCGCGCCGGGCAGCGUCGGACCGAGCCGGGCCACGGCCCCGGCCUCGACAAAUGUCUCACUGUCGUACCUGCUCCUUGUUCUUAAGCCGUCCUUUGCGUUAUUUACAGCUUCCUAUUGUUAGAUGGAUAAG
Molecule: messenger RNA, 2813 nt
Organism: Scylla paramamosain (green mud crab)
Lineage: Eukaryota; Metazoa; Arthropoda; Malacostraca; Decapoda; Portunidae
Product: sal-like protein 3
Exons: 3
Coding region: 1242-2630 (462 amino acids)
Biological process (GO): regulation of transcription by RNA polymerase II; embryonic pattern specification; embryo development
Cellular component (GO): nucleus
Molecular function (GO): RNA polymerase II transcription regulatory region sequence-specific DNA binding; DNA-binding transcription factor activity, RNA polymerase II-specific
Source: RefSeq, a predicted model, not a curated record